AAAUAUUGUCACGUAAUUUUGCUUGCAAUUGCAAUCACUCACAAAACAAAAAAAUUUCUCUAACCUCCUCUUUUCUUCUCAAAAACUUGUGCUAACACAAACUGUUGUUCCUCAUAAAAACCUCGAUCUGUAGGUCAAUUAAGUUCUUCGAUUCUGUUCAGCGGUUAGAUCUCCCCUAAUUUGCUUUCCGUGAGGGCAACUUCACCGGUAAUCCUUAUAAUAAUCUUCUUUGUUGUUAUCGGGAUGAAACGUGUGCGGGAUGAUGUGUAUAGCAGUUCUCAAUUCAAGCGGCCAUUUGUUCCUCCUAGAGGAGAUAUAUACGGUCAAGCUCCUGCUCCUGCUCCUGCUCCGGGAGAUGAAGGAGUAGGUGAGGCGGCAGGAGGGUCCGCUGCAGGAAGCGGUGGAAGCGGUAGCAGCGCACAAAAGCUCACAACGAACGAUGCAUUAACCUAUUUAAAACAAGUUAAGGACAUGUUCCAUGGACAAAGAGAAAAGUACGACAUGUUUCUCGACGUAAUGAAAGAUUUCAAAGCUCAAAGAAUUGAUACUGCUGGCGUCAUAGCUAGGGUCAAAGACUUGUUUAAAGGUCAUAAUAAUCUAAUUUUCGGGUUCAACACUUUCUUGCCCAAAGGGUAUGAAAUUACCGUAAUUGAAGAGGACGAGCCUCCACCAAAGAAAACAGUGGAGUUUGAAGAGGCUAUAAGUUUUGUAAACAAAAUAAAGAAACGUUUCCAAAACGAUGACCAUGUAUACAAGUCGUUUUUGGACAUCUUGAACAUGUAUCGGAAAGAACAAAAGGGCAUCAAUGAAGUUUACCAUGAAGUUGCUGCACUUUUUGACGAUCAACCCGAUCUUCUCGACGAAUUCACAAAGUUUAUGCCAGAUGCAUCUGCCGCCGCAUCUGCGCAUCAUGCUUCGUUGGGACGACACCGUUACGAUGAACAACGGAGCUCUGCAAUGGGUCCACAUAAACAGGCGCAAACGGAUAUCAAGCCACGAGGGGGCAGCCGACAAGAUCGGAUCAACGGUUCGCAUCCCGAGCUGGAUCUAAACGCUGACGAGGAUGACAAAACAUCGAUGAAGUUUCACAAGGACCAGAGAAAGCGGUCUGAAAAGGAAAGCAGGGAUCGAAGAACCUCUGAUCAGGAUUACAAAGAGCCCGAUCAUGAUGCUAAUAAAGACACGCGUCAUAUAGAAAAACGAAAAUCUUCAAGCAAGAUUGAAGAUUUUGGAGUUCAUUCAGGUGUGGCCUCGCAUAGUGAUAAAGAUUCCUUAAAAAAUAUGUACAUUCAAGAAUUUACUUUCUGUGAGAAAGUGAAGGAUAGAUUGCACAAUCAAGAUGAUUAUCAAGCAUUUUUGAAAUGUUUGCACAUCUAUAGCACGGAAAUAAUUACAAGGAAGGAACUACAAAGCUUGGUUGCGGAUUUACUUGGAAAGCACCCAGAUCUUAUGGAAGGAUUUAGCACGUUUCUGGAACGAUGUGAAAAUAUAGAUGGAUUCCUUGCUGGUGUCAUGGACAAAAAAUCUUUAUGGAACGAAGGGCAUGUAUCCAAAUCAACCAGAACCGAGGAGAAAGAGAGGGAACAUAGCAGGCGUGAAACCGAUGCUUCAAAAGAACGAGACAAAUACAAAGAGAAAUAUUGGGCCAAAUCUAUCCAAGAACUCGACCUCUCUGAUUGUCAACGUUGUACUCCAAGUUACCGGCUUCUUCCUGAUGACUAUCCGAUACCGUCGGUUAGCCAGAGGUCAGAGCUUGGUACUCAAGUACUGAAUGAGCUUUGGGUGUCUGUGACUUCUGGUAGUGAAGAUUAUUCUUUCAAGCACAUGCGUAGAAACCAGUAUGAAGAAAGCUUAUUCAGAUGUGAGGAUGACAGGUUUGAACUUGAUAUGUUGUUGGAGUCUGUGAAAUCGACUGCUAAACGUGCCGAGGAGUUAUUGAACAAUAUUAACAACAAGAUAAUCAGUCCUGAUACCCCCAUCCGUAUAGAAGACCACUUCCCGGCUCUGAAUUUACGGUGCAUGGAGCGGUUAUAUGGUGAUCAUGGUCUUGAUGCUAUGGAAACGCUUCGUAGAAACCCAUCAGCCGCAUUGCCUGUCGUCUUGACUCGUCUUAAACAGAAACAAGAGGAGUGGACAAAGUGUAAAUCCGACUUUAAUAAAGUUUGGGCCGACAUAUAUGCAAAAAAUCAUUACAAGUCACUUGAUCAUCGAAGCUUCUAUUUCAAGCAACAAGAUUCAAAGAAUUUGAGCACAAAAUCGUUGGUGGCCGAGAUAAAAGAAAUAAAGGGAAAAAGUCAAAACGAUGAAGACUUGCUCCAUAGUAUCUCUGCUGGAAGCCGACACUUUAUUUCACCGAAUCUUGAAUUUGAAUAUACUGAUAGUGACAUUCAUGAAGAUGCGUUUAAACUUAUAAAGUAUUCAUGUGAAGAGAUUUGCACAAGCAAGGAACAACUGAACAAAGUUUUGAAUCUUUGGUCGACUUUCCUGGAACCUGUGCUCGGUGUUCCUUCUCAGCCUUCCAACUCUCACGGCUCUACGAAGAACACAGGUACGUGCGUAGUGCAAGAGACCGAUAACGGAUCCGUGAACCCUAAUCAGCCAAAGCCAGUUUGCAAUGGAGAUCAAAGCAGUUCACCAGAUAAAGCGCAUUCUCAAAAGAACGCUCUCGAAAACGGAGAUACAUCGGUUAAGGAAAAAGACGGAUUUCAACCCAAUAAAGAGAGUAAUUUUACUGACAACGGCCAUGAAGCCAAAUCAAAUAUUGGUGCUCUUGUAACGGUGGCUAACGGAAGGAAUGUUGAGCCCGUUAAAGCUGAGAAAGAAGAGGGUGAGUUGUCACCUAAUCGUGAUUUUGACGAGUCGAAUAUCGGUGAUGAUGAAGACAGUGAAAAUAGAGACCAUGAUGAUGUCAGCGGCAGUGAAUCUGCUGGGGAUGAUGACGUGUCUAAAGAAGAACAUGAAGAGGAAGACGGAGAGCAUGACGAUGACGAUGAUGUGGACGGUAAAGCCGAAAGUGAAGGAGAUGCAGAGGAUACAAACUUUGUUUCCGGAGAUGGCUUAUAUUAUUUGCGGACCUCAAAACCAUUGGCUAAAUGUGUAGCCUCAUCAUCAUGUGGUGCUGAAAAGGAUUGUCGUGUGUUCUAUGGGAAUGAUGGGUUUUAUACACUUUUUAGGCUUCAUCAAGUAUUAUACGAGAGACUAUCAUCUGCUAAACUUUUUUGUGCAUCUGCUGAAGCAAGGCAGAGAGCUGCUAAAGAUUCUUCCCCUGACGAUGUGUACUCUAUAUUUAUGAGUUCUUUAUACAAUUUACUUGAUGGUGUUUCUGAUAACGCAAAAUUCGAAGAUGAUUGCCGGGCCAUUAUUGGAAACCAGUCGUAUGUUUUAUUUACAUUGGACAAGCUGAUUUACAAGCUCGUUAAACAGCUUCAAAGCAUUGCUGGUGAUGAAAUGGAUAACAAACUCUUGCAGCUAUAUGAGUAUGAAAGAUCCCGUAAACCAGAGAAGUUUAUUGAUUCUGUAUACUAUGAAAAUGCACAUGUCCUUCUUCAUGAUGAGAACAUAUACAGAUUUCAAUGUUCAUCUGGUCCUUCUCGGUUAACCAUCCAGCUUAUGGAUGACGGGAUUGAAAAGCCUGAAGUUGUUGCAGUUUGUGUAGAUCCUCAUUUCUCUACUUAUCUUCACAAAGAUUUUCUUUCGGUUGCAACUGCAAAAAAGCAAUCUAGCAUCAUGAUGCAGAGAAAUAAGCGGCGGGUGGAUGAAUCACUUGCCAUGGAAGGUGCUCGUGUGGUCAACGGUUUGGAGUACAAGAUGUCUUGCAGCUCCUCAAAGAUCUCGUAUGUUCUCGAUACAGAAGACUUGUUUUUCCGUGAGAGAAGAAAAAGACGAAAGACAUCAUCUCGACAUAGGCAGACAAACGUAGAACGGUUUCACAAAAUCUUAGCAGCCUCAUUAUCACAACAGUAGUCAAGAUCUUUAGUUACCCGCGAAGCAUGCGGAUCUGUUAAUGUAACAUGUGUUAUCUGAAGCUUUAUAUAAUCAAAUGUCGAUAAUAGAGGUUUAAUCUUAUGAACAACUUUUUUUUUUUCGUUUUGAUUUUCCGUUCGUCUCCAUUUUCCGUAGUUUUUGAGCGUAGAGAAACCGUUGUUGCUCUUAGGUUUGUUGUGUAUAGAGCUUGGUAUUGUUUAAUGAUGGUUAAUACAGUUACAUUAUUUUUUUUUUUUUCAUUUUUUUCUUCUUUGUUGUUGAAAGAAGAUAAUUUUAUUACUUAUAGAUGCAACAGAUUGGUAGGUA
Messenger RNA from Helianthus annuus (common sunflower), 4290 nucleotides. Its product is annotated as paired amphipathic helix protein Sin3-like 1. Gene Ontology annotation, cellular component: chromatin; histone deacetylase complex. NCBI's taxonomy places the organism in Eukaryota, Viridiplantae, Streptophyta, Magnoliopsida, Asterales, Asteraceae. The record is from RefSeq and is a predicted model, not a curated record. Gene Ontology annotation, molecular function: transcription corepressor activity. The coding region runs from base 244 to 3963 and encodes 1239 amino acids. The transcript has 21 exons. Gene Ontology annotation, biological process: negative regulation of transcription by RNA polymerase II.